Molecule: messenger RNA, 1380 nt
Organism: Ictalurus furcatus (blue catfish)
Lineage: Eukaryota; Metazoa; Chordata; Actinopteri; Siluriformes; Ictaluridae
Gene: nkx3-2
Product: NK3 homeobox 2
Exons: 2
Coding region: 406-1380 (324 amino acids)
Biological process (GO): regulation of transcription by RNA polymerase II; cell differentiation
Cellular component (GO): nucleus
Molecular function (GO): RNA polymerase II cis-regulatory region sequence-specific DNA binding; DNA-binding transcription factor activity, RNA polymerase II-specific
Source: RefSeq, a predicted model, not a curated record
UCGAAGAUGACGCACGAGAACCAAUCAUUCCCGUGCUCCACUGCCGUCCUGGCCAAUAGGAGACAGAUAGUUUUUGGUGGCUCUGUGAUGUCACUCACAGGUGAAAGUGGGGACGGUUAGGGCUGGCUCUGCAUGCUGAGUGUGUGUGUACGUAUGUGUGUGCGCGCUGUGUCUCUGUCGGACGCAGGAGCGCGCGGUAGCGACGUGGACCGAAAUGAAAGUCGCGCGCCACCGCCGAUCGUGGAAGCAUGUUGGAGUAGAAGGGCGCGUGACGAGCGGAUGAGUGCACGCACCCAAUACACAUUGGUCUUUUUUUUCGAUUUGACCUCGAGUGCCUUGUUGUAGGCUUAUUUUUUGUACUAUUUGUUGUUUUUGUUUGGGUUUUUUUGCUUUCUUACGCGCGCGAUGGCCGUGCGCAGCAGCUCCUUGAUGCCUUUCUCUAUUCAGGCCAUUUUAAACAGAAAAGGGGAGGAAGAGGAGGAGGAAGAAGAAGAAAAAGACGAAGAAGGAAGGCGCCGUCUGAAAGAGCUGGACAUGUGUUUUUCGAAAAGCGCGUGCUGGAAAAUAUUCGGAGGAACGAACGAGGAGGAGGACGACGCCCGUGAGGACAGGGGGCAGAGGGAGCGGGAGAGAGCGCGCUUGGCGACGAGCCACCACAAGAGUUACGACUCAGACUCUGGGCUCAGCGAGGACCACCACCACGACCACCACCACCUCGACGAUGAGCGCGAGGCGAAAAGCAGCUCGGGGCGCGAGCAGCGGGACGGCUGCGACUCGCGCACACUGGACGAGAGCUUUCAGGACGAGACGGACCGAGAGUCCACGGCUGCGGAGCAAGUGCGAGAACUGAGCGACUGCGAGCUCUUAGUCAGCGUGUCCGACUGUAAUAACGCGGAGGAGAAGGUCUCAGAGCAGCCCGUCGGAAAGCAGCGCAAGAAGCGCUCUCGCGCAGCUUUCUCUCACGCGCAGGUGUUCGAGCUCGAGAGGCGCUUCAGCCACCAGCGCUACCUGAGCGGACCGGAGCGCGCGGACCUGGCGGCGUCACUGAAGCUGACGGAGACGCAGGUGAAGAUCUGGUUCCAGAACCGUCGCUACAAGACCAAGAGGCGCCAGAUGGCCGCGAGCAGCGCCGCAUCCGCCGCCGCCGACCUGCUGCUGCCCGCCGCCAAGCGCGUGGCCGUGAAAGUGCUCGUGCGCGACGACCGCAGGCAGUAUUCUCCAGGAGAGCUGCUGCUGCUGCGUCCUCCGCCGCUCCUCGCGCUCCAGCCGCCAUCUUCUUCUUCUUCCUCCCCUUCCUCAUACUGUUACUACUAUCACCCGCACGCGUACUGUGCGCCCGCCUGGACCCUGUCCGCGUCCGCGUGCGCCGGAAACCAGUGA